Messenger RNA from Rubroshorea leprosula, 6129 nucleotides. NCBI's taxonomy places the organism in Eukaryota, Viridiplantae, Streptophyta, Magnoliopsida, Malvales, Dipterocarpaceae. The record is from the annotation of a GenBank genome assembly.
UUCAAGUGCUCAUUCUCUCUCCUAGGGUUGCAUUAACCAAAAUGGUGUCUCCAAAACAACUUCUCUCCACCAUCGAAUCCUCGCUUCUUGGCCCCUCUCCUCCUACGCCGGCGCAGCGAAUCGAGCUCCUUCAUGCCAUUCGCAGCUCCAUCUCUUCCCUCAAAUCCCUCCUGUCCUUUCCGCCCCCGAAACCCUCAGACCGGGCGCAGGUCCAGUCCAGAGAAGUUAGGCUUCCGGAUUCUCCACCAAUUUCACUUGAUGAUCAGGAUGUGGAGACUGCCUUGAAAUUGAGUGACGACUUGUAUCUAAAUGAAAUAGAUUGUGUUCGUCUUCUUGUUUAUGCUAAUCAAGAGUGGGGCUUAAUGGGACGAGAGCCAUUAGAGAUUUUGCGUCUUGCAGCUGGACUGUGGUAUACUGAGAGACGAGAUUUAAUAACAGCUUUAUAUACACUUCUAAGGGCUGUUGUGCUCGACCAAGGACUUGAAGCUGAUCUUGUCUAUGACAUCCAGAAGAUUCUCGAAGAUCUUGUCAAUGCUGGACUCAGACAGCAGUUGAUUUCUUUAAUUAAGGAACUCAAUCAUGAAGAGCCAGCUGCUUUGGGUGGGCCACUUGCUGAGCACUAUCUUCUUGAUUCUAGAGGUGCUCUCGUUGAGCGGCGAGCUGUGGUUUGUAGAGAAAGACUCAUACUUGGACAUUGCCUUGUCCUUUCUGUUUUAGUUGUUCGGACUAGUCCAAAAGAUGUUAAUGAUGUUUUUUCUACUUUAAAAGAUAGUGCUGCUGAGCUUAAGGAUAGCAACAGCACUUUAAAACACCAGAUUACCUAUAGUCUUCUUUUUUCACUUAUCAUCGCCUUCAUAUCAGAUGCUCUUAGUGCUGUACCUGAAAAAUCCUCUGUCCUCUCCUUAGAUGCAUCCUUUAGGAAGGAGUUCCAUGAAAUGGUGAUGGCUGCAGGAAAUGAGCCAAAUGUUGAGGGCUUUGUUGGUGGCAUAAGGCUUGCAUGGGUUGUGCAUUUAAUUUUAAUACAAGAUGAAAUUGGUUUAAGGGAGUCAGUCUCCAGUGCUUCAUCAAAUGAUCUGGGCCAUAUAAAUAUGUGCUUAGAAUCAAUUUUCUUGAACAAUAUUUUCCAUUUUUUACUGGAGAAAGUUCUUAGAACUGCUGCUUUCCAGAAUGAGGAUGAGGAUAUGAUAUAUAUGUAUAACGCUUACUUACAUAAGCUGAUUACUUGCUUCCUUUCCCACCCACUUGCCAGGGACAAGGUGAAAGAGUCAAAGGAUAAGGCUAUGACCAUGCUUAAUUCAUAUCGCACAGCACCAGAUUUUGUACACGAAAGCACCUUGCAUGGUCAACAGGCCACUGAGAGUGGUCCUUUACCUUUUGUUUCUCUCUUGGAGUUCGUGAGUGAAAUUUAUCAGAGGGAACUAGAGCUUUUGUCUGGCAAUGACGUCUUGUGGACAUUUGUGAACUUUGCUGGAGAAGAUCACACAAAUUUUCAAACUCUUGUGGCUUUCUUGAAUAUGCUGAGUACCUUGGCUUGUAGUCAAGAAGGUGCUUCAAAGGUUUAUGAGUUAUUACAGGGCAAAGCAUUUCGUUCUGUUGGAUGGAGCACACUGUUUGAUUGCUUAACAAUUUAUGAUGAAAAGUUCAAACAGUCCCUCCAGACUGCUGGGGCCAUGCUACCGGAGUUCCCCGAGGGGGAUGCAAAGGCCUUGGUUGCAUAUUUAAAUGUUCUUCAAAAGGUUAUGGAAAAUGGUAAUCCUAUUGAAAGAAAGAACUGGUUUCCUGAUAUUGAACCAUUAUUUAAGCUCCUAAGCUACGAAAAUGUUCCACCCUACCUGAAGGGUGCUUUACGGAAUGCAAUAGCUACUUUUGUCCAGGUUUCUCCUGUACUAAAAGACACUAUUUGGAGUUUGCUUGAGCGGUUUGAUCUACCAGUUGUUGUUGGGUUACAUGGUGCCCAACGAAUGACGGCACAGGUUUAUGACAUGCAAUUUGAGUUGAAUGAGAUAGAAGCAAGAAGAGAGCAAUACCCUUCAACAAUAUCUUUCCUUAACCUGUUAAAUGCUCUUAUUGCUGAGGAAAAAGAUGUCAGCGACAGAGGGCGGAGAUUCUUUGGCAUCUUCAGGUUCAUUUAUGAUCAUGUGUUUGGGCCAUUCCCCCAAAGAGCCUAUGCCAAUCCUUCUGAGAAAUGGCAAUUGGUUGUUGCUUGUCUUAAGUAUUUUCAUAUCACUGCUGGUGCUCUUGUGCCAGGUCAAUGCUUAUGUAUGGAAGCAUCAGAUUGUUGCUUUGGUGUUCUGGUGGAGGAGCACCUCUGGAUGCUUACAAUGUAUGACAUUCAAGAUGAGGAUAUUGAAAGUGUUGUUGAUCGAUCACAAGUUUCAAUUGCAACACAACAAACUGUGCCUCAGAUGCAGGUUCCAGUCAUAGAGCUGCUAAAAGAUUUCAUGAGUGGUAAAACUGUUUUUCGAAAUAUUAUGGGUAUCCUUCAGCUGGGAGUAAAUUCAGUAAUUACAGAAAGGACUAAUGAAGUCUAUGGGCAACUUCUAGAAAAAGCUGUGCACUUAUCACUGGAAAUUAUGAUUCUUGUCUUGGAGAAGGAUUUGCUUCUUUCUGAUUUCUGGCGUCCUCUAUACCAGCCCGUGGACAUUAUACUGUCUCAAGAUCAUAAUCAAAUUGUAGCUUUGUUGGAGUAUGUUAGAUAUGAUUUUCUACCUCAAAUUCAGCAGUGCUCUAUCAAAAUCAUGAGUAUUCUAAGUUCUCGCACGGUUGGGCUGGUUCAGCUGCUGCUAAAAUCCAAUGCUGCCAGUAGCUUGAUUGAGGAUUAUGCUGCCUGCCUUGAGUUACGGGCAGAAGAAUGUCAGGUUAUAGAGAACAGUGCUGAUGAUCCAGGGGUUCUAAUAUUGCAGCUGCUGAUUGAUAAUAUUAGUCGGCCUGCUCCAAAUAUUACUCAUUUACUGCUAAAGUUUGAUCUUGACACUGCAGUUGAACAGACAGUUCUGCAGCCGAAAUUUCACUACAGUUGUUUGAAGGUCAUUCUUGAAAUGUUGGAGAAUCUUUCUAAGCCAGAUGUAAAUGCAUUACUUCAUGAAUUCAGUUUUCAGCUUCUUUAUGAGUUGUGUUUGGAUCCAUUGACUUGUGGUCCUACAUUGGAUCUGUUGAGUAACAGAAAGUAUCAUUUCUUUGUAAAGCACCUUGAUACAAUUGGUAUUGCUCCACUUCCUAAGCGAAAUAGCAACCAGGCACUUCGUAUCAGUUCACUGCAUCAGAGAGCAUGGCUAUUGAAGCUUUUAGCUAUUGAGUUGCAUGCUGCCUAUAUGAGUAGCUUCAGCCAUAGAGAGGCGUGUCAGAAUAUCCUUGCUCAUCUUUUUGGGCAGGAUAUUGUUGAAGUUGGGGCCAACAUGAUUUCUCAUUCAUUUACUCUUCAAAGCAGCAAGGAACAUGCUGGAACCAAAACUAUCAGUAAGAAUAAGGCUUUAGAGUUGCUUGAAGUUGUGCAAUUCAGAUCACCAGAUACCAAUAUCAAGCUUUCUCAAAUUGUCUCCAAUAUCAAAUAUGAUUUGCUGGCAGAGGACAUACUCAGCAAUCCAGCAACUUCAGGGAAGGGUGGAAUAUAUUACUACUCUGAGCGGGGUGAUCGCCUAAUUGAUCUUGCUUCACUGCGUGACAAACUUUGGCAGAAAUUCAAUUCUGUCUAUCCUCAGUUGAGUAACUUUGGCAGUGAAGCUGAGCUGAAUGAGGUAAGAGAGGCAAUUCAGCAGUUGUUGAGAUGGGCAUGGAGGUACAACAGAAACCUUGAGGAACAGGCUGCCCAGCUCCAUAUGUUAACUGGUUGGUCACAGAUUGUUGAGGUGUCUGCAUCAAGACGAAUUUCAUCACUUGAAAAUCAAUCUGAAAUUUUAUAUCAAAUUCUUGAUGCAUCUCUUGGUGCUUCUGCCUCUCCUGACUGCUCCUUGAAAAUGGCUUUUAUAUUGAGCCAGGUUGGACUAACAUGCAUGGCCAAGCUACGUGAUGAUAGGUUUUUAUGUCCCAGUGGUUUAAAUUCUGAUAGCAUUACAUCUCUUGAUAUUAUCACGGUGAAACAAUUAUCAAAUGGUGCUUGUUAUUCUAUAUUGUUCAAGCUUAUCAUGGCCAUUCUAAGACAUGAAUCGUCGGAAGCCUUGAGGAGACGCCAAUAUGCCUUGCUUCUUAGCUAUUUCCAGUAUUGCCAGCAUAUUCUUUCUCCUAAUAUACCAAUAACAAUUCUGCAAUUCUUGUUACUUGAUGAGCAAGAUGGUGAAGAUUCAGAUCUCCAAAAGGUUGACAAAGAACAAGCAGAACUAGCUCAUGCCAACUUUUCUAUAUUGAGAAAAGAGGCCCAAGCUAUCCUGGAUUUGGUGACAAAAGAUGCAAGUCAAGGCAGUGAACCUGGGAAAACAAUAGCACUUUAUGUCCUGGAUGCAUUAAUUUGUGUCGAUCACGAGAGAUAUUUCUUAAGUCAACUUCAAAGUAGAGGCUUUUUGAGGACUUGCUUUAUGAGCAUCAGUAAUUUUUCAUAUCAGGAGGGUGGACAUUCACUAGACUCAUUGCAGCGGGCUUAUACUCUUGAAGCUGAACUUGCGUUUCUUCUGAGGAUCAGCCACAAGUAUGGAAAAUCUGGAGCCCAGGUUUUAUUUUCCAUGGGUGCUUUGGAGAAUCUUUCUUCAUGCAGGGCAACACAUUUGCAGGGAGGUUUGAGGAGGGUUGACACAAAGCUUAGAAGAGAUGUGGCAGUGGACAUUGACAAACAGCGAAUGAUUGUAGCUCCUAUGCUGAGAUUAGUGUUCUCUCUUACUUCAUUGGUUGAGACGUCUGAAUUUUUUGAGAUGAAGAAUAAAAUUGUUCGUGAAGUCAUUGAUUUUAUUAAAGGACACCAACUUCUCUUUGAUCAAGUCCUUUGGCAAGAUAUUUCUGAAGCGGAUGAACUGAUGAUGGAGCACAUCAAUCUUAUCGUUGGUGUACUUAGCAAGGUUUGGCCUUACGAAGAAAGUGAUGAGUAUGGCUUUGUUCAAGGGCUUUUUGGCAUGAUGCAUGUUCUUUUCUCAAAUGAUUUGGAGACACCUGGUUUUUCACGUUCAGCACAAUCUCUUGAGAAUCGGCAGCAGUCAGAACUGAGCUCUUUUCGGUUAUGCUUUAGCCUAAGCUCGUAUCUAUAUUUUUUGGUUACAAAGAAAUCCCUUAAGCUGCAGGUUUCGGAUGACCAUCCAGAUUCCCCUGCUCCUGCCCGGCAGCAACCAACACUAAUGUUACUUUGUUCUCUUCUUAAUUCUGUGACAAAUUCUCUCGAAAAAGCAGCUGAGGAAAAAACCAUACUAGUUAAUAAGAUACGAGAUAUAAAUGAACUUUCAAGACAGGAGGUGGACAAAGUCAUCAAUUUGUAUGUUCAGAAAGAUUUUGUUUCAUCUUCUGAUGACUUGCAGAAAAGGAGAUAUAUUGCAAUGGUGGAAAUGUGCCAGGUUGCUGGUAAUAGAGAUCAGCUAGUUACCCUACUACUUCUUCUUGCAGAGCAAGUGUUGAAUGUCAUUGUCAUCCAUUUUCAGGAUAGCUCCAUCAUCUCUGAUACCAGCGGAACAGUAAAAACCAUCACAUAUGGUGCCAAAUCUGACUCUGGACAGGAUAUCUCUUUGUUGUGUGGAAAGUUAAUUCCAAUCUUAGAACGACUUGAGUUACUGAAUGAGGAUAAAUUAGGGCACAGUCUUAAGGUAUUCCACAGAUUAGUGACCUCACUCAAGGAGAUGGCAAUUCAAAAAUUGGCAUCAUAGUUGAGUCCUAAAAUUUUGCAGGUUUACUCUUCCUUAAUUUUGUAACAGCACUGCUGUCUGUAAACGUAGAGAAUUUAUGUGUGUAAUUUGUAAACGUAGAGAAUCUGUGUAAUUUAUUCCCCACUGGCUCAAUCUGUAUAAAUCAUUUCAAACAAAAUCUCUAUCCUCGCUUGAUUGAUAUAAGUCUGUAACCUGUGCUGUUGCCCAAGUUCGCCUAUACCAUAUCCUACACUCGACAGAGCUGCCUUUUUAAUGGGAGAGGUAGAUGGUAAUUUAGUGGAUCAUGCAGAUCUCAUCUCUUCAUUUUUAAGCUAAUGCAAGUUUGUAUUCUUCUGAAUGAAAUCUGCAUGUAUAU